CUAAAAUAGCUCCCCAUGCAGUUCUGGGGGGCAGGGCUGGAACCGGACAUCAUGGGACAACUGUAAGGAUCCACACAUCCAGGUCAUCAACUCAGGCUCCUCCCCCAGCAACAUGAGCCCAGUGAUGUGGAGGGUGCUCAGCCAUAGUUACAGCAACUCCAGCAUCUUCAGGAAGGGCUCCUCUUACUCCACGGGGCUAGUGAGGCUGAAGAGGGAGGUCUUUGUCCUCCUGGCACAGAAACACUUUGGGCCGUGAAGGGUUUCUGUCCCCAGAGCCGUCUCCCUUCACUGGGAUCCUGA
Arvicola amphibius (Eurasian water vole) is the source of this 300-nucleotide messenger RNA. It is a transcript of the gene Fam180b, whose product is annotated as family with sequence similarity 180 member B. Lineage: Eukaryota; Metazoa; Chordata; Mammalia; Rodentia; Cricetidae. The record is from RefSeq and is a predicted model, not a curated record.